AGAUCGCCUUCCUGUGCGACCUCAGAGACCUGUGGACGGUGCGAAGGCUGUCGGUGUCGUUCCAUACCCAGCUAAACGCCGAUGUGCUGCCCUACCCCCUCCCUCUCCACCCUCCUUAGAGAUUGCCUUCCUGUGCGACCUCACGGAGCUGUGGACGGUGCGCACGCUAUCGGUGUGUCGGGUGCUCUCCAUCUCACGAGACGACUACCGCUCUGUGGCUCGCACGCACCCCGCUGACGACCGCCACGUCAUUGCCAACCUGCUCAACCGGGCGCGCAGCAGGGCGGAGGCGACGGCCCGGUUCUACCCCGGCAACAGCACCAUGGCGGAGCUGUCUCUGCUGCUCAAGAACGAGGUCGAGCCCGUGGGUGCAGCAAGAGACUUCUGCAACGAGUCCAUUGCGUUCCGCUGUUCAUCUCCCUCUACCCCACAUCUCCCUCUACCCCACAUCUCCCUCUACCCCACAUCUCCCUCUACCCCACAUCUCCCUCUACCCCACAUCUCCCUCUACCCCACAUCUCCACAUUCCGCCUGCCCACCUCACUCCCUCACUUCCACCUUCUUCACCUACCCGCCUCCCUCACUCAUCAUUCCUCUGUGUCAACCCUUGCACAGUCAUCUCCGUUGCUGCAGCAAGUGUCCGUUUCCUGCUGCUUUUCAAGUCCCUCACCCCCAUCUUUCCACAUUCUGCCUGCACAACCCGUACCCAUUGUACUGUUCUUCUCCACACCUCCCUGCUGCUCUCUUCCACCCACCAAUUCUUCCGCAACCGACUGGUACAGGAGUCGCUCGUGAACGUGUGCUACGCGGCAACCCCUCUCCCCGCCUCUCGUUCCGCAACCGGCUGGUGCAGGAGACGCUGAUGAACCUGUGCUAUGCUGCCAAGCGUGGCGACAUGCUGGAGUGCUUCCGCCUCGCUGCUGGCGGCUUUGAUGUGGCGGCCGCUGACUACGAUGGCCGCACUCCCAUGCACCUAGCAGCAGUGACAGGGCAGGACAAGGUGGUGCAGUUCCUGCUGGCCCAUGGAGCGCAGGUGAACGCCAAGGACGCCUUCUGGCGCACCCCCCUGCAGGAGGCCGUUGCUGCCGGCCACUGGAGCACCGCUGAGAUCCUCCGCAGCAACGGGGGCGAGCUGCAUCUGCGCAACCAGGGCACGCAUCUGUGCCGCCUGGCCAGCUCGUCCAACUCGCACCAGCUGGCGCGGCUGCUGGAGUUCGGCGCCGACCCAAACUCCGCUGACUACGACGGCCGCACCGCGCUGCAUGUGGCUGCUGCUGAGGGGCACCUCAACGUGGUCAAGGUUCUGCUGCAGGGAGGGGCGAGCCCAAGUGUGCGGGACCGGUGGCAGCGCACGCCCAUGGACGAGGCGAGGGACAACAACCACACCGUGGUGGUCGCCACUCUGCUGCGCGCCGCUGCCUCCGCCACCCCCACUCCCAGCCCCCGCUCCCCCACCCCUCACCCUUCUGCUCCUGCUGCCGCUGCUCCUGCUCCAGCUGCUGGUUCUCCUGCAAAUACUCCUGCUGCUCCUCCUCCUCUUCCUCCUCCUGCUGCUGCUUCGUCAUCCCACGCCAGCCCGAUUCCUCCUCCUCGUGCCCUUCCUCUGUCUCCUGCCGCUCCUCCUGCUGUGGCCUCUGCUGUUGCACCUUCCUCCCCCACUGCACCCUCUCCUCCCACUACCGCCUCGCCACUAGCCCAUUCUCCCAUUCCUUCCGGCACGGCCGCACUUGCAUCAGAGACCAAGGCAAGGGUCAUGCUGCCAAGCCAAGCUACUGAGAGACAACCAGCAGCAAAUGCACCGGUUCUUGAACCUCCUGCCGUGACUCGCUACAACAUUAUCGCCAAUGGUGUCUCCAGAUCAGAGUGGCGGGCAGAAGAGCAGCAGCACGCGCAGCUCUCCUAG
Messenger RNA from Closterium sp. Naga37s-1, 1903 nucleotides. NCBI's taxonomy places the organism in Eukaryota, Viridiplantae, Streptophyta, Zygnematophyceae, Desmidiales, Closteriaceae. The record is from the annotation of a GenBank genome assembly.